Didymella exigua CBS 183.55 is the source of this 1461-nucleotide messenger RNA. RefSeq names its product salicylaldehyde dehydrogenase. Gene Ontology annotation, molecular function: succinate-semialdehyde dehydrogenase (NAD+) activity. The record is from RefSeq and is a predicted model, not a curated record. Lineage: Eukaryota; Fungi; Ascomycota; Dothideomycetes; Pleosporales; Didymellaceae. The coding region runs from base 1 to 1461 and encodes 486 amino acids. The transcript has 4 exons.
AUGACGACAGAUACCUCGUACACUGUGCCCCUCCUCAUCAAUGGCAAGGAGGUAACGACCAAGACAACAUUCUCGGUCACCUCUCCUGCGUCGCACAAGCAGAUAUGGGAGUCAUCGUCAGCAUCAGUGGAAGAUGCCAAGGAUGCCACCGCUGCAGCACAGGCUGCCUUUCCAGCAUGGGCCAAGAUGAAGCCUGCUGCGAAGUUCGCAAUCUUCAUGAAGGCUGCCGACAUUAUCGAUUCUCGAGCAGACGAGUUGUCCGACUACAUGAAGAUGGAGACUGGUGCUGCUGAGGUUUUCACCAGUCACGUCAAUGUACCCCGGACUGCUGAGUUGCUACGCGACGUCGCCGGCAGACUGGGCACAGUCAUGGGUCACAUACCCACUUGUGAAACAGAGGGAACAGCGGCAUUGAUCGUCAAGGAGCCACUGGGUGUUGUUCUUGGAAUUGCACCCUGGAACGCCCCAUACCUCCUGGGUAUGCGCGCGAUCUUGUUUCCUCUAGCAGCAGGUAACACUGUUGUCUUCAAGGGAUCAGAGUUCUGCCCUCGCAUUUGGUGGGCCAUUGGCAACGUCCUGACCGAAGCUGGUCUUCCUGCGGGCGUUGUCAAUGUGCUCGUCCACCGACCUGAGGAUGCCGCUAAGGUCACAUCGGCUUUGAUCGAAGACCCCGCCAUUAAGAAGAUUAAUUUCACAGGCUCCACAGCUGUCGGUCGCAUCAUCGCCUCUCAAGCCGGCAAGAACCUGAAGCCCGUUCUGAUGGAGCUUGGUGGAAAGGCGAGUGCGAUUGUUUGUGCAGAUGCGGACCUGCAGAAGGCGGCCACACAGUGUGCUGUCGGAGCGUUCAUCAACUCUGGCCAGAUCUGCAUGAGCUCUGAGCGGGUGCUUGUGCACAAGAGCAUCAAGACUCAGUUUCUCGAAGCCUUCAAGGGCGCCACAGAAGGCAUCUUUGGUGGCGAAGUGCCUGCACCCGUGACGGUCGUACCUGCCGCAGUCGACAAGAACAAGAAGCUGAUCUCUGAAGCCGUGAGUAAGGGCGCCAAGGUUGUACACGGCGACCACGAGAAGGACGAAUUGCACCCUGAGACCAAGGAGCCGUCCAGCACAAGGAUGCGUCCUGUCAUUGUGGACGGCGUGAAGAAGGGGAUGGACAUGUACUACACUGAGUCUUUCGGCCCAUCCGUAUCCGUCAUCGAGUUUGAGACGGAAGAGGAAGCGAUUGAGAUUGCCAACGACACUGAAUACGGUCUUUCAGGCGCUGUGUUCACUGAGAAUCUUGGCCGUGGCCUCCGCAUCGCAAAACAAAUCGAGUCUGGUGCUGUGCACAUCAACUCGAUGACUGUCCACGAUGAGCCGGCGCUGCCGCAUGGCGGUGCUAAGGCGAGUGGGUACGGUCGUUUCAACGGCAACUGGGGCAUCGAAGAGUUCUUGAGGACAAAGACUAUCACUUACCAGGAGUAA